This is a messenger RNA of Diorhabda sublineata, 3903 nucleotides long. RefSeq names its product S-phase kinase-associated protein 2 (gene Skp2). NCBI's taxonomy places the organism in Eukaryota, Metazoa, Arthropoda, Insecta, Coleoptera, Chrysomelidae. Gene Ontology annotation, cellular component: SCF ubiquitin ligase complex. Bases 173 to 1555 code for a protein of 460 amino acids. Gene Ontology annotation, molecular function: protein binding. The transcript is spliced from 8 exons. Gene Ontology annotation, biological process: SCF-dependent proteasomal ubiquitin-dependent protein catabolic process. The record is from RefSeq and is a predicted model, not a curated record.
AUGUCAAAUCACGUAUGUUGGAAAUAAAACCAUUUAGUUUAUUGAAUAGUGGAAUAUAAGUCGUAUGUCAAUUUCAGUUUUUGUAUUUUCUUGGAGGGAAUUUCUUUGAAAACCGAGGGAUCGUAGUUAAAAUGGAAAACUGAGAUUCGAAAGUUAAAUCAGCUGAAUUAAAAUGUCUAAUGUAUUACGGCCGGUAGAUGUAAAUGUUGAUAGAUCACCUCUACGUAAACGUGCAAGAUACGAUGAAGAUGUAGAUGAUCUUAAUAAAAAUGAGAGAUGGAGUUUACACAAAAAUGAAGUAGUUUUACACGAAAUUUUUGAUCACGGCGUAGGACGUUUGGAUUGUGAUGAUGAAGAAAUUUUCACAGAUGAUGAUACUAUAUUUUGUAAAACCGAACCUGGUGCUAUAGACGUCUCGUGUGCUUCUAUGACACCAAAUACAAGAGAUAAACAGUUAUCAAUAUUGGAGUCAACUUUAACUAAGGAAUCACUAGAUAAGUUAAGUCUUGGUGAAUGGGAUUCGAUUUUAGUAACAAAACCAAUUAUUAAACCUACAGAUAAAACAAAUUAUUUCGAUUUAUUAUCAGAUGAAGUGAUUCUAUAUAUACUAAGAUGGUUACCAAAAACUUAUUUAAUGGAUAUAGCAUUAGUUUGUAAGAGAUUUCAUAGACUUACUCAGGAUGAGAGCUUGUGGACAAGAAUGGAUGUUUCUAAUAGACAUCUCCAAGCUGGAGAAUUAGGAAAAAUAAUGAGUAAACAAGUUGUUGUUUUAAGGUUGGCAAGAUCAUCCGUAAAAUAUCCACCCAUUUUGCCGGGUGUUAAGGCUGCUUUACCAGACUUCAAAUCAAGACUGCUCUAUUUAGAUUUAAGUAUGGCAUAUAUUUCUCCUCAAAGUCUGACUAUAUUGUUAAGUAAAUGUAGGCGCCUUAAGAAACUCAGUUUGGAAAACGUUCAAGUUAAUGAUGAGGUCUUGAUAGCGUUAUCGGCCAAUAAAGACAUUGAAGUUAUUAAUUUUGCAAUGGCCGCGGGGAUGAUGGAGGAUGGAUUUAAAUAUUUAUUAGCUAAUUGUAGAAAAAUUCGAGAAUUGAAUUUAGCUUGGACGUAUUUGAAUACUCCUUCUAUCCAAUAUAUUUGUAAAAAUUUGCCGUCCACAAUGGAUAGACUUAAUUUAUCUGGUUGUAGGAAAUUAUUGACUGAUAAACAUGUAUUUGAUCUAGUUUCGAGUUGUCCAAGACUAAGAGAAUUAGAUUUAUCUGAUUGUACUUCUAUAACUGGAGAAGCGGUCGAACGACUAACAGUAUUAGAAGAAUUAAAUUUUUUAGCACUUUCACGAUGCUAUUUAAUUCCAUACAAAUCAUUACUAUAUCUAAAAAAAAUUUAUAAUCUUUCUUACUUGGACAUCCACGGGGGUUACAACGACGCAGACGAAUUAAGGACGAUACAAGAAGGAUUGGGGGCCAAAGUUCAAAUAAACAAAUUCAAAUUUAGUUCGAUAGCUAGGCCUACUGUGGGUAUGCGGAGAUCUAGUAUAUGGAAUAUGCGAGUACGAGACUGAUUAUGUCCCAUUUAACGUAUUAAAAUGCUGAUUUGUGAUUUAAUUUAUAAUUAAGUUUAUAUCGUUAUUAAAUGUGAAUGGUCUCAGUAUAAACGUCGUCGUUUGACAUAACUUGGAAAGUUAAAAAAUUUAAAUAAGUAGGUUCGUUAGAAGAAAAAGGGUAUUUUUAUUAUUGGUUAUUGAUUAAGUCAUUUUGUUGAAAUUUUGAUACCUUAAUGGUAAAAAUGUUGAUUGCUAUAUAGAUUUUGACAUAUUAUAAGGAUUCCGUUAUACUGAUAUUUUCUUCCUAUUUUAUCGUUAUAUCUAAUUUAAAUCAAAAAAUACAAAUGUAAUUAACAAAGUUAUUCAACAUUUAAAAGCAAAUUUCUGCAAUAAUUUUUGAUAUUCCUGGAUUGAUUCGUAAAAUUUUCCUAAUUUGGUUAUGGGAACUAUUUUUUUUGUUUCAAACAUUUUCUCUUUUGGAUAAUUCAAUUGGAAAAUGUAAAAUGGUGAAUUGAACUAUAUUUUUCAUAUUUCGGCUUUUUUUCAACUUAUCGAUGAACAAUAAAUGAAAAUUUCUAAAAUAUUUGUUGUAACACCAUAACAAGGGUUUGAACAAUUAAAAUGUAAAUGACCUGAAAUUUAUUUUCAUAUUAACUACACUUCUCAGUGAAAUUAAUACAUAUUUUACCAAAAAAUAUAAAAAAAGAGAGUUUGAAACACAAUUUAAAAAAGCAACUUGAGUUCUAAUCUCAUUUUUCAAAGUAAUUUUGAAUAAAGGGAGCGAUUUAAUCUCUGAGCAUUAAGGUGACCUGUUCCAAUGAUCACCCUAUCAACAUGUCACCCUCUAUCGUUACUGAUCUGUUUCGAUAUGCAUACCUUGGUCGCAUGCAAAACUUUUCUGAUCGUCUGUAAACUGGAAAGUCUAUCAUUGCCAAAUCUGGACUAUAUUGGGUUGGCGAUAAAGUAAUUACGGUUUUGUAUUAUAUAUUUCCAUUUUGCUCAAUAACCUUUUGCCAUCUUUCUUUCAACUUCAUGAUUACCCGCUCGUAAAAUUUCUAGUCCUUAUCAGCAAAAAACUGAACCAGGUAUGAUUGAAGGUCAUCAUAAUUCGAACUUCGAAAUAAAUGGUAAUCAGAUGGUGCCAGAUCAGGGCUGUACGGAGUAUGUGGCAUCACUUCCCAGCCAAGCUCAAAUAGUUUCCCACGAGUUGCCAAAAAUGUGUGAGGCCUUGCAUUAUCAACUUUUCCGAUUUGACAAUUCUGGCAGUUUUUCUAUGAUUGCUUCAUCCAAUUUCAUUAAUUGUUGACAGUAAACAUCGGAAUUGAUCGUUUGGUUCCUGGGAAGUAGCUCAAAAAAACUCAAUGUGACUAAGUAUCACGUGACAAACGGCAAAGUAUAGCACUAAUAUAUAAGUUAUUCAAAAAAUAAGUUCAGUACCCUGAAUAUCUAUUAUCAUUCAAAAUAUUUUAUUUUCUCUUUGAUUCAAUAUAAAUGUUGUUCCAAAUUGGAUAUUUUUGAGUAUUAGUCAAUUCGCAGAAUUUGGGUUUAAAAUAAAACAAUUGAUCACGUUUUGAAUUAUAGGAUUUAUUACAAGGUUUUAUCCUACUUUUGUAUCUAUUUAUGGAUGUUUUUAUAGCCUGUGCGAUGAAUAGCACAUUCCCACCUGUGUUUCGUGAAACUUCCUUCUUUUUGUCAGCGUAUCGAUAUUUGUAAACAAGGAAGAACUACAACUCGAGCUACCAAAGCUGUUGCUGUUUUAUCCCGAUUGUUUCACACAUUCUUCUCAAUAGAUCAACGUAGUUUUAUUUGGUGAAAGUGUCACCUUUCUGAGCAUUUUCACUAUCGAACACUUUCAAAACACUAUCUUCACCCUUUCGGUCUUUGAGAUACAAAUUUCUUCCAUCUAUUUGUUUCGAGAUCAUAACCUUAAAAUUCCUUACCUGUAAAAAUCUAGUUUUCCAAGAUUAUAAGUUGAUUUAAUUUUACCAUCGAGAUACGACUUGAUACUCUUGGGACAAACAUCUUUUUUGUAUAAAAGAUAAUCCAAUUUGAAGCAAGUUAUUCUUUGUUGUUGGUUCCAAAUAAAUUCACUUUUUUUUUAUAUUUUGUGUUCAAAAAUAGGAUGUAAGUAUUGGAUAGUACCUCAUUUAGUUAUUGCCGGGUAUUACAAAUAAGCUUCUAAAAUAGUUGGAAAAUUAUUAAUAAGAAAAUGUUUUAUUAUAGUCAAAUUCAUUUUCCUCCAUUUUUUCGUUCGAUUAAUUGUUAUUGCACAUUAAAAUUUGGACUUACCGGCUGUUAAUAUAUUCGAAAUAUUAUUAGGAUUAUAUAUAAUUACGACAGAAAGUGCCUUAAUAAAUUUGUAUAAA